AUGGCUGAGGCAUGUGUUUACAACGACAGGGUUAUAGAGCCACUUACGGAGGAGAACUCUGGAGAGUGGUUUAAUUUGGUUAAAAACUAUCUCAUAGUUCACCAUCUUUGGAGAGUGAUGAUUGACGGUACAACUCCUCAUCAAGAUGAUCCCUCUUGGAGACAAAAGAAUGAAGAAGCAUUGCGCAUCUUGCGCAUCUCAUGCUCGCCCCAGACUCGCCAUCUCAUAGAAGGAGUCGCUGAAGCCAAUGCUGCCUGGCGCAUUCUUCGUCACAACUUCGCCCACAAACCAUCUGUUACUGUGAACGCAGCGGGAGCAGGUUCACUUGAUGUGGGCAUUUUGUACAAUGCUAUAUGUGCUAACAACUGGGAGGCAGCAGAAGAAUUCCUUGACCGACAUCCAAGUGCCUUGACUGCGAAAGUUACAGCCGCAAAUGGAACACCUCUCCAUGUGGCUGCACUUUUUGGACAUGUAGAACUAGUGGAGGAGUUGGUGAGAUUAGCUGACCCAGAGUUCCUGGAAAUAGUCGACGAUUAUGGCUCUACUCCACUUGCAAUUGCUGCAUCCACUGGGGUCGUGGAAAUCGCAAAAUGCAUGCUUAAUAAGAAUAGAAACAUACUAGACACUCCGGACUUGAGAUAUCAUCUUCCUGUUGCAUUGGCCAUUGGUGCUGGUCAGAAAGAAAUGGGACGUUUUCUCUAUGAGGAAACCCCAUUGGAAGUACUGAAACCCCAAAAUGGCUAUCUAGGUUCUCGACUUCUUCGUGCAUGUUUCGAAGCCGGUGAACUUGAUAUUGCUCUGCGUCUACUUGAACAAUGCGAAGAUAUCAUUUUUGCUGCAGACCACACCAAUUGGACACCAGUUGCCGGUAUAGCAAUCAUGCCUUCUGCAGUUGAGAGUGGAAGUCAUCAACUUGGAUUCUGGAAAAGAUGGAUUUAUCAUUGUGAGUAG
Messenger RNA from Neltuma alba, 951 nucleotides. Its product is annotated as protein fem-1 homolog A-like. The record is from RefSeq and is a predicted model, not a curated record. Gene Ontology annotation, molecular function: protein binding. The transcript has 3 exons. Bases 1 to 951 code for a protein of 316 amino acids. Lineage: Eukaryota; Viridiplantae; Streptophyta; Magnoliopsida; Fabales; Fabaceae.